ACCAUGGGGCCAAAGGAGGGCUGGCAGGUGUACAGCUCAGCCCAGGAUGCCGAUGGGCGCUGUAUCUGCACGGUUGUGGCGCCAGAACAAAAUUUGUGCUCUAGAGAUGCUAAAAGCAGGCAACUCCGCCAUCUCCUCGAGAAGGUGCAGAACAUGACUCAGUCCAUUGAGGUGCUGAAUCUGCGAACUCAGAGGGAUUUUCAGUAUGUGACAAAAAUGGAGAAUCAGAUGAAGGGCCUCAGGACAAAAUUUAGACAGAUUGAGGAUGACAGGAAAUCGAUCAUGACGAGAAACUUCCAGGAGCUUCAAGACAAGAUGGACCAGCUGACGCCAAUGAUUCCUGUAUUGGAGCAGUAUAAAAUGGAUGCGGCACUGAUCUCCCAAUUCAAAGAGGAGAUCAGGAAUCUAUCAUCAGUGUUAACAAGCAUCCAGGAGGAACUAGGAGUCUAUGACUAUGAUGAGCUUUAUCAGCGACUCUUGCGACUGGAUAACAGACUCCGCAGUUGUAUGGGCAAACUAACAUGCGGGAAGUUAAUGAAAAUCAACGGCCCUGUUACAAUAAAAACCUCUGGAACCCGCUUUGGGGCAUGGAUGACCGAUUCCCUUGUAUCUACAAGGCACAACAGAGUUUGGUACAUGGACGGUUAUACCAACAGUAAGAUCGUUCGAGAGUUCAAGACAAUGGAGGACUUUGCAGCAGGAGUGGUCGCUCGCACUUACAGCCUUCCGUUCAAAUGGGAGGGAACCAAUCAUAUUGUCUACAAUGGUUCACUUUAUUACAACAAGUACCAGAGUAACAUUAUUGUCAAGUACAGCUUUGAGACAGGCACCGUGCUGGCCCAGCGAGCUUUGGAGUUUGCCGGUUUCCAUAACAUGUACCCAUACGCAUGGGGAGGAUACUCGGACAUCGACGUCAUGGCAGAUGAACUGGGAAUGUGGGUUGCGUAUGCCACCAACCAAAAUGCUGGAAAUGUUGUCAUUUCCCAGAUCGAUCCAGACACCCUGCAGGUCCUCAAUACUUGGAACACGGAAUACUCGAAGAGGAAUGCAGGGGAGUCAUUCAUGAUCUGUGGGACGCUCUAUAUCACCAACUCUCACCUGUCUGGAGCAAAGGUUUACUACGCAUACUCCACAAAGACUUCAACGUAUGAGUACAUAGACAUUCCGUUUCUCAAUCAGUACUUCCAUAUUUCCAUGCUUGACUACAAUGCCAGAGAGAGAGUUUUGUAUGCAUGGAAUAAUGGACAUCAGGUCAUAUUCAACAUCACCCUAUUUCAUGUGAUAGAAACAGAUGAUGGGUCUUAA
Messenger RNA from Nerophis lumbriciformis (worm pipefish), 1305 nucleotides. NCBI's taxonomy places the organism in Eukaryota, Metazoa, Chordata, Actinopteri, Syngnathiformes, Syngnathidae. The record is from RefSeq and is a predicted model, not a curated record.